CGCUGAAAUAAGCUCACAUUAUGGACCUUUGCGCUUAUAAUGAGGAGAACCUUGCCUUACCCCCAACUGAUAUCGUUUCGAGAUUGGACUGACUCGGCUCUUGGCCAGGAGAAAGAUGAAGCACAACAAGGUCCUUUAAGCUUCAUAGCGAUAGCUUGGCUGCUCUGAACUCGUACACGUGCACACUAUUCUCUACCGCAACUCAACUUCAUUUUGGCUCCAUCACCAUCGCUAACUUUCUCUACAUACAAUUUCUCGUUUCGAAAGCAACUGCCUCGUCAUCCAAAAUUCAAAAUCCUCAAUUGACCAUGAUUUCUUCAUUCUAUGCCUCGUUAUCGUCCCAACAAAUCUAUAAGGUUGCCUUGGCGCCCAGGUAUAAAUUAACCCUUGGCGUCGUUCUCUCGGUCUUUACUUGGGUAUGGAACUCUGGCAGCUUCAUCGGGAAUAUCCACCGAACGUCUUCCCAAGAACGACGCGGACUCUAGAAAUCCGGACACUCUGACAGUGAGUUUCGCAUUUUGCUCUCUCCCCGCGCGGGUCCCUGUCUCUAAAAAGGUGACCUGACCAUUAUGUUUUCUUCAUUGGCACUUAUAAGACGAACCGUUCUCCCCAGAUUAUCGAAUCUCGUCUUCCCUCUUGCUUCUUGAAAUAAUACUUCAUCAUACCAUUCACAACUUAUUCCCAACUCCGGAAGAUCACAUACACAUAACAUCGUCAAGAUGCAUCUCCCAGGAAUUUUCGAAAAGUACGUUGCUCCCAGAUACCCCUCAGAUGAUUUCAUAUCUCUUGGAAUCAAUCUACUAACAUCUGAUCCCAGAGCAAAAGCCAUAGCCGGCCCCCCUCCAGAUUAUGUCUCCCGCAACCCCAACUCCUCGCACUCCCGCGCCCCCUCCGACCCCGCCUCAAUAGGCAAAGACGGCAAGCCCAUAAAAAAGCGCCGCAUCAAGGUGUCCAACAUCAAGAUGCACUCCCUCCCCUUCUCCAACGGCAAUGACGCGGGCCACAAAUUCAGCGAGCUAUGCCACUACUCGCAGUCCGUGAUCGUGGGCAACACCUGCCGCGUCGCCGCACAGGGGGGAUGGGACAACAACGGCAAGAUCGACGAGAAGAACAUCAUGCUGCAGGUGGACCUGGCGUUCGACAACAUCGAUGCCAUCCUCCGCUCGCAAGGCCUCAAGGGCUGGGAGGAUGUGUUUGCCGUGCGCAGUUUUCAUACCGAUCUUAGUGUUAGCUUUGAUCUGAUAGUGCGGAAGCUGAAGGAGAGGAUUCCGGGGCAUAAGCCGAUUUGGACGGCGACGGGGGUAAAGGAGCUGGCGUUUCCCGGGAUGAAGGUCUCGAUUGAGGUGGAGGCUUUGGUUGGGGAGGAUGGUAGUAUGUGAGGAUCUCACUGCUAUCUACCUACCUACUUACCGCGGGAAACUCGUCGGAGUCCUGCUUUUUAUUUUAUAACCUUCAUUUCUUGGUAAAGUUUGUUAGGCGGUUUGUUUUGUUUUUGGUUUGCUUUUCUUGCAUACUUGCAUUUGGGCAGCUUUGGUGUUGUGGGAUUCGGUAGGUUGGGGUUGGGGGGUUGCACUCGCAUGGCGUACUUGCUGCAAACUUGCACUGGCACUUGCUUGGGAUACGAUACCUGCAGCAGAUCAUUCAUGCCUAGGAUCUGGCAUCUUCCACGGUUAAUACAUGAGACCUGUUAAUGAAACAUUAUUUUACACCAUCUCUUUUGACCUCAUGGAAUGGAAUGAAGUGAUGGUGAAGCGAGCAGGAUUUUUGAGGAAAGGUGGAGAGAGGGUGGACUAUAACAUCUUUUCCUCUAUCUCUAUCUCUAGAGGAAGGAAAGGAUAAGUCAUGAUCUGGAUCUUUCUACCUCAUAGGAAAUGAAUUCAUAGAAUCUUCC
This is a messenger RNA of Hymenoscyphus albidus, 1891 nucleotides long. The record is from the annotation of a GenBank genome assembly. Lineage: Eukaryota; Fungi; Ascomycota; Leotiomycetes; Helotiales; Helotiaceae.